UGUUUUUGGUUCGGGCCAUCUGGUCACACUGGCGCAAAAUAAUAAUAUUUCCUAAUCAAUAUACCUGAUAUCAACAACUGAUGCACAAAACACACCGUCUCACCGACAGCCAGUACAUGGAGGUCGAGGGCCUACUGCAGGCCAUGGACAUGCCCACCAGCCACGACCCGGAGGCGGAUCUCGAGCCGGAGUCGACGUCACUGUGCCGAUUGAGCCGCUACAACGUGACCAACCUGUACGAGGGGCCAGCGGGCGGAGGGGCCAGUGGGGCUCCGGCGAUCCGCCAGCGCUGCUAUACAAUGCCCCAUGUGCCACCGCCAGCGCCGCCCUCCACGCCAACGCUGCUGACGAGCGGCAGCAAUAGCAACAGCAAUAGCAACGGGAACUGCAGUUCCUCCGUGUCCGUCUCCAUCUCGCCCACCUGCUCCGCCAGCAGCCAUCCCCUGGAGAGCCCACUGAACCACUUCAUUUACGUGAAGAAUGGAAAGAACCUGCGUCGCGAAUCGCGCUGCGUCGACUCGGAGCUGUCCAAGCUCUUCAACGUGGUGUCGAUCACAAACCGGCUGACGGCGAUCAAAAACCGCAGCAAUUCCAUUUCCGGCACCGGCACCCAGCUGGCGGAGCGCGGUAUCCUCAAUGCGUCGCGCACCAUAUCGAAGCUAAAUGGGGCGACGGCCACCAAGAUCUUCAAGAUCCAUCGCGACCCCAAGGAGUUUCUGCGCGAAACGGACGAGGAUUCGGUGUCGGCGCCGGAGUAUGAUGAGGAGGAGGAGGACACGCGAUUCCGUUUCUUUCGACGGGCCCGCUACUCGCGACGGGGUCGGAAGUUUGCCCGAAAAUUCGCGCGAUUCGAACAUCACGAACGCAUGGAGACCAUUGUGGACAGCUUCGAGGCGGCUAUGAGCUUCAACGAUGCGGACACCUGAGAACCGGAGGCGACGGCGCCUGCGACAGCGACAGUUGAGGAUGAAGCAUGGCAGAUGGUCGGCCAACCAAUGUGAUGAAUGUGAAUUUCAACUAAAUUAUUUUAAUUGCUACAAACUACUAUUAUUACGAUUAUUAUUACCGAUUACCGAGCUGUUCUCUCCAUACAUUUAGUUUCCUUUUAACGCCGAUUGCCGUCGCCUCCGGGAUCCUUGACUCCAAAACGAUCGGAGGAUCGCGGACGCAGCGCAGGGCAAGCAUUUAGUUUAGAGCUUAGUUUUACGCCUACGCCUCCUGGGGCGGAGCAGGUGCAGCCGGCCACCGAAUGGUUGUUUGCUCCACAAAACAGAAUGAUUCCAAUAAAUGCACAAAACGUGUUGUAUUCGAGAAGAGAGAUUAA
Messenger RNA from Drosophila kikkawai, 1324 nucleotides. RefSeq lists its product as uncharacterized. NCBI's taxonomy places the organism in Eukaryota, Metazoa, Arthropoda, Insecta, Diptera, Drosophilidae. The record is from RefSeq and is a predicted model, not a curated record.